UGAUGAUUAUUGAUAAUUUAUUAAUUAUGAUUUUGAUAAAUAAUGAAUUCAAACUUACUGAUUAUUAGGAUUAGAUGACACUGACAACAUUGGGUAUAUAUGUUACUAUUGCUAGUAGUAGUACUAGCGUUAACUGUUAUUUACUGACAGCUAGGUUACUGAAAGUGAAAUAUAAAGAAGUGAGUAGAACAUAAUAUAUUUUGAAAUAGUUUUAAACAGAAUGAAUCUUCCAAGUCCAAUUGUUUAUUGGGCACAAACAGAAUCGGGAAUUUCAUUGCGUGUUGAUCUUCAUAAUGUAAAGAAUCCUGUAAUAGAUUUGAAAGAAAAGCGAUUGAUCUUUACUGCAAGUGGUAUUGGUGCAAAAGGAGAACAUAAGUACCAAUUUCAGUUAGAAUUCAGUAGACCCGUAAUACCUGAGACAGGCCAGUAUCGUGUAAAUGACAGAGAAGUUGAAAUCUUAGUUCAGAAGGUAACAGUGGAUCUCUGGUCUCAACUUACAGUAGAUGAAAAAAAGCCUCCUUGGUUGAAAGUUGACUUUGAUCGAUUAUUUGCUCAAGAAGAAGAGAAUAAUAUGGAGGAUGAAAAUUUAAUCAUGAAAGAAAAACUUAGAGAUAUUAUAGGAACAAGGAAAAGAUCUUACCAAAAUGUGAAGGAUUUCUGGAAGGUCUAUCUCCUAUUCUACAAUUUGAUCCAGUUUGUGGGAUUUCUGUAUAUAUUAAUAGUAAUGCUCAUUCGAUAUGCUAAAGAAGGACCAUUUUCUGUAGAUGGAACAUAUGAAGCAGUUGGAAGAGUGAUGAAAAUUUGCCAAUUGCUGCAAAUGCUAGAAAUAAUUCACUUGCUGAUAGGAAUGACACGGGGAAAUUACUUUAUGUGUUUGUUUCAGCUCUGUGGAAGAUUUCUUAUCAUUUUUGCAUUGCUUGAUGCUCACCCAAGAAGCCAAACAAAAUCAGCCAUCUUUUAUCUUUUCAUAGGAUUCACAAUAAUGGAAGUUAUCAGAUAUCCAUAUUACAUGUUAAAAAUGUAUGGUGUCAACAUCCACUUUCUAACAUGGCUCCGGUACACUCUGUGGAUACCUCUCUACCCUUUGGUUUUUAUCUGUGAAGCAAUAAUCAUGUUCAGAAACAUUCCCUAUUUUGAACAAACAGGAAAGUUCAGCAUGAAACUUCCCAACCAGUGGAAUUUUUCAUUUUCCUUCCCUGGUGCACUGAGACUUUAUCUGUUGCUGGGAUUUUUUCCUACAUUAUAUUUUAUGAUGUUACACAUGUACAGAAAGAGGAAGAAGUAUCUAGGAGCAUCAAGGCUGUGGAAGAUAGAAUGAGCAGUUCAUUAUGUUCACACUUUUUUUCUGGAAUUAUUAAACAGUUUCCUAGUCUCCAAACAAAUGACGGAAGUAAAAGCUUGCUAUUAUGAAAUAGGGUAUUUUUGAAGUAGCUAUGUCAAAUGGCUACAAACUAGGAUUUAGGGAGAUAUACUGUGGUAGUUUUAGUGUAAGAAUUUAAAAUGCAGUAGAUUAUUUCUUACAAAGUUUCAUAAAUUAGACUAGUGUGAGAGUGUGAUCAUUUGAAUUUUUCAUUUCACUGUGGUGAUAGUUUUUAGUUUUCUGUGGAAAAAUAAAGAAAUUUUACUAAUGUGAAAAAGAGGGUAUUGCAUAAAAGUUAUGUUCAUGUUAUCACAGCAACUUUUAGUGUAGGAGAAUAUCAUCAUGGCCUUGAUUACUAACUGCUUGCAGGUUAAAACUGAUGGUAAUAAAACAAUAAAAUGGUGUUUAUGUUAUCACAUUAUAAAUAGGAAGCAGGAUAUAAAAAAACAUAUUGAACACAAAUUACAACCAGAAUAAUACAAUGAGAAAACAAAAAUAUUGGUUUGUCUCUCAUUACCCUUUAGUGGCUAGCAUAUAUGGUGAUACUUUUAGUGAUACUAACUGGAUUCUUUAAAAUUGGUGUAAAAAUAGAAUAUGCUUAUUGUCAUAUUGGCUAAAAAAUACAAAACUUCAUAUAGGUUUUGUCACCCAGUUUCCAGUUAGCAUAUUCAUAUAAUCAAACUCAAGUAAAAAAAGAAUUCAUUAGAAAACAAUAUUAGUCCAACUUUGCUAAAACUUUUUUUUUUGCUUUUCUUUAAAUAUAUGAAAUUUAGUAUUGUUUUUCUUUAUUUGAUCAUAAAUACAUGAAACCCAAUAGGUAAAAACUUUGAUUUUGUCUACUCAUUGUAGUUUUAGAAUGUUAAUUAAAACUUAACACAAGAUAACUGAUAACUAUCUUAAAAACAAAUACCUGGUGUUCUAAUUUUGAACUAGAAGAUGUUUUUAGAAGAAAAGGUCAUUAUGAUAACCAUUAGUUUUAUAAUGAGUGUCAUUUCACAUAAAAAUUGUAAAUUAUUUUAAUUUAAUUUCUUUAGAUCUCAAACCAAACUUCACUCUCCAACUUGUGUAACUUAAUUUUGAGAUUUAAUAUUACUGCUAAAAAUCAUUCAUAUUUCAUGUUGUUGUUAAUUUGUGUUAAUAUUCAAAAUUUCGUUGAGUAUCUUACUAAAAACAACCUACCAUUCACUUUAUACAGGCAAUUCAUAAUUUCUACUUAAAUAUUUUAAUUUAGUGUUUCCUAAUCAACAUAUUUUGCAAAUCAAUCUGCAAUUAGUGUUAAUGUCUAAACCUUUAAUUUUUUGUAUACAGUUACAAACUUUUCAAUUGAAAUGGGCAAAUUUUUAGUUUUACAAAUAAUGAUAGAUGAAUACCCAAAAGUAUGUAUUCAGGUUAAUAUGAAAUCAUCUUAUUAUGAAUUGUUUCUUUUCAUUCACCUUUUUAUUAAUAUAAACCACUUUCUGGUUUUUUAAAUUAAUUAUAUUUGUCAGGGGUACAUUGCUGGCAUUAAGAUCUGACUGGAGGUAUGUGUCAUAGAAAGGUUGAGAAUCACUGAUUCAUUUUGGUGAGUUAAUUAACUUUGAAUGUGAAGUCUAAUCUAAGAUAAUGAAUCAGUUAAAACAGGAAGCUAUAUUAUCAACUGGCUGUAUGUAUAUAUAUAUAUAUAUACUUACAUAUACAUAAAACUACUGAUGUAGAAGACGUAUAUAUCAAGCUUAAUCACAGUUUCUCCAUCAUGGUGUUCUAAUGAAACUAAAAUUAAUUAAUCCUGUAUGAUAUUAAAAGUGUAUUGUGAGUAUUGUAUACAUAGCUAUACUAUAAAGUGUGUUAUAGGUAUAAAGAUAUAUAUGUACUAGUAAAAAUGCAUACCAGAAAUAUAUAUCACUAUUACAUGAGAUAACAGAAGUGCAUAAUUAGAACAUUUAAAUAUAAGAGCAAUAUUAGGAUUCGCUUUGUUUCUUCUACACUGCAAGAAUGUCAAGUUAGGUUUCGAUGAACUAUGUAGACAAAAUAUCUUUCUAGAUUAAACUUUUCUUCAUUA
Molecule: messenger RNA, 3398 nt
Organism: Limulus polyphemus (Atlantic horseshoe crab)
Lineage: Eukaryota; Metazoa; Arthropoda; Merostomata; Xiphosura; Limulidae
Product: very-long-chain (3R)-3-hydroxyacyl-CoA dehydratase-like
Exons: 10
Coding region: 221-1318 (365 amino acids)
Biological process (GO): sphingolipid biosynthetic process; fatty acid elongation; very long-chain fatty acid biosynthetic process
Cellular component (GO): endoplasmic reticulum membrane
Molecular function (GO): 3-hydroxyacyl-CoA dehydratase activity
Source: RefSeq, a predicted model, not a curated record